AUGACGUCGAACACACUACAUCAACUCCGUAGUCCUCGUGAUCGAUCGGACGUCAGGUGGCAAACAGGUCCAGCGAACCUAUACCCUGGUAUGGUAAGAGUGCUGUCCCUGCCCACCUUGUCGAUCCUCCUCAACCAACAACUCCCCUAUCUGAUCUUUUCAACGAGCAAGACUCACACUCGCAGCCCCACUGCUCAAGAGAUUUUUGGUCUUGAACUAGCUCUUGUGUCAGCAGCACCUUACAAGCCAGUCCUCAGGACAUAUACAUCCAUUGAAACAUUGGCUGACUCAAAGGGACCAAAAUGCCCCAACAACACAUUCAAAGAUGCGAAAGCUGCUAAGGCUAGGGAGGACCAGUAUAGAGAUGAGGUUGCGGUUCCUGACCUCGCCGACUGGGAUUGGCUGUCCCAGCAACAAGUCCUCCACAUCACAUAUGAUCCGGAAUACCGAAAGGUGUACCAGAACUGGAUUAUUGAGAUGGCUGAGGCCAAUGCAAAAGAGCUGCUCAACACAGGCCAGGCAGAAAGUGGCUUUACCGUCAUCAGGAUUGGGAGGCCAACACAGGCCCCUCCAAGGAUCUUCGUGUAG
This is a messenger RNA of Saitoella complicata NRRL Y-17804, 588 nucleotides long. RefSeq lists its product as uncharacterized. The coding region runs from base 1 to 588 and encodes 195 amino acids. The record is from RefSeq and is a predicted model, not a curated record. NCBI's taxonomy places the organism in Eukaryota, Fungi, Ascomycota, Saitoellomycetes, Saitoellales, Saitoellaceae. The transcript has a single exon.